Messenger RNA from Ochlerotatus camptorhynchus, 1467 nucleotides. RefSeq names its product histone H3.3A. Lineage: Eukaryota; Metazoa; Arthropoda; Insecta; Diptera; Culicidae. The record is from RefSeq and is a predicted model, not a curated record. The transcript has 3 exons. Bases 138 to 548 code for a protein of 136 amino acids. Gene Ontology annotation, molecular function: DNA binding; structural constituent of chromatin; protein heterodimerization activity. Gene Ontology annotation, cellular component: nucleosome; nucleus.
ACGCUUUCAAAGUACAAUUCCCAACAGAAAGCUCCGUUUCGUCAUUAAGUAAAGUGAACGCUUUGGGAGAAGAAGUGUAAAUUUCAUCCGGAUUACUAAUUUGCAGAAAGCUCUAAACCACACCCUAUCGAACAACUAUGGCUCGUACUAAGCAGACCGCUCGUAAGUCCACUGGAGGCAAGGCUCCGCGUAAGCAGUUGGCCACCAAGGCCGCCCGUAAGAGCGCCCCGUCGACCGGUGGUGUCAAGAAGCCCCAUCGUUAUCGCCCAGGUACUGUGGCUCUGCGAGAAAUUCGUCGGUACCAGAAGUCCACUGAACUUCUCAUCCGCAAGUUGCCCUUCCAGCGGUUGGUGCGUGAAAUUGCACAGGAUUUCAAGACCGAUCUCCGUUUCCAAUCGGCUGCCAUCGGUGCUCUCCAGGAAGCCAGUGAGGCCUACCUAGUAGGUCUGUUCGAAGACACCAACUUGUGCGCGAUCCACGCUAAGCGUGUCACAAUUAUGCCUAAGGAUAUUCAGCUGGCCCGCCGUAUCCGAGGCGAACGUGCUUAAGCAGCAGGCAUCUUUUGCUACUACUACUAUAAUUACUAUAAUGAUCAACAUCUCCCCCCUCCUUUGAUAUAUGGUAAUGAUAAUUCUGUAUUUAAGGUUCAGAGCCACGAAAUCACAUCCAUUGCAUUAUUCAAACCAACAACGGACAAAUCUUUCACAUUUAAUUUAAAUUUCGAAGAAUCCGGAUGGAUGAGAACAGCAAUGUUUACAAAGAGUACAUUUUUUAAAGAUUAUUUUGCGUUUUUGUUUUAUUAUUUGUUUGAUCUUAACCUCGUAAAAAGAGAAAUUUAACGAAAUGAAACUGAUUAUAGAAUUAGUUCAUGCAUAAAUGUGAAAGUAAUAAAAUCUUAAAAGGAACAUCCACAUAGCAGCUGGUAAGCAGUUUCGAUACUCUGAUGAAUGCUCCACUAGACUAAAAAUGAAACUGGAGUGUUUGUGCUUACGAUGUGCUAUCUGAAUGUUCCUUUUGUAAAAAAAAAACUUAGGAGUAUAAGGUAGUGUUUAAGGUACUGUGUGAAGAAACAAAACGCAAUCAACGUUUUUUGGACUCUUCUGAUCAUUCGACUCAAACUCGUUUGAACCCGAAACUCGAAAGGCAUAAUUUUCGAAAAUCAGCUCAUGAACUGGAAAAUUUAAUUAUGUACAUCUUACUUCAUGAAAUGAAUGCAAAUACAAAAGAAAAUAACUGAAUAUGCAAUUUAUUUUUUAUUUAAAUAGAAGGUUACUAAAACCGAUGGGUGUGUACUCGUAGAAAUUAUCGUUUUUUUUUCUCCCAUACGCGUAUAAUCAAAAUAGUUUUUAUUUAACCAAAAUUAUGCAACAGUUGCAAUUAACACAAACCCACUUAUUCUACGGAGGAAAUUUGCAAUUUGUCUUGAAUGGAAGGUAUUACAGAAGUUCAAUAAAUCAAACAUCUAAA